AUGGACGGCCAACCACAAAUUGAUAUCAGCAAACUCAGUGCAACUGAUCGCAAUGAAUUGAACCAGUUCUUGCAAAACGAGACUCAAAAGUCGACUAUUCAGCAGACUGUCCACCACCUCUCCGAAAUGUGCUUCAAGAAAUGCAUCACCGGAAAGAUUUCUUCCAACAAGCUCGAUCGAACCGAGGAAUCGUGCGCACAGAACUGUGUCGAUAGAUGGAUGGAUGCGAACUUCGCUAUUUACAAGCAUUGGGAGACUCUUCGUGGGGGACAAUAA
Messenger RNA from Talaromyces marneffei, 276 nucleotides. RefSeq lists its product as uncharacterized. The record is from RefSeq and is a predicted model, not a curated record. Lineage: Eukaryota; Fungi; Ascomycota; Eurotiomycetes; Eurotiales; Trichocomaceae. The transcript is spliced from 2 exons. The coding region runs from base 1 to 276 and encodes 91 amino acids.